Messenger RNA from Kluyveromyces lactis, 594 nucleotides. It is a transcript of the gene ALG13, whose product is annotated as N-acetylglucosaminyldiphosphodolichol N-acetylglucosaminyltransferase catalytic subunit ALG13. The record is from RefSeq and is a predicted model, not a curated record. Gene Ontology annotation, cellular component: UDP-N-acetylglucosamine transferase complex; extrinsic component of endoplasmic reticulum membrane. NCBI's taxonomy places the organism in Eukaryota, Fungi, Ascomycota, Saccharomycetes, Saccharomycetales, Saccharomycetaceae. Gene Ontology annotation, molecular function: hexosyltransferase activity. The transcript has a single exon. Gene Ontology annotation, biological process: dolichol-linked oligosaccharide biosynthetic process. The coding region runs from base 1 to 594 and encodes 197 amino acids.
AUGAAUAACACUGUUCUUGUAACUUGCGGAGCUACUGUCUCUUUCCCCAGACUGGUAGAAACAGUACUUGAUAGAUCUGUCACAGAGAAGUUGAAAGUUUUAGGGUAUGGCAGAAUUGUGAUCCAGUACGGACGUGGGUUUAGUGAUACAUUUUUACAACUAGUAGAGAAGCACCUAGGUCUGUUUACGGAGAAGAAGAGCUGUGGCAUCAAGGUUUUGGAUAAGAUUGAAAACCUUAAAGUAAUCUCUGUGGAUGGAAUAGAGAUAUGUGGGUUCGAGUUUUCGCAUGACAUCGAGAAGUUGAUUGCGAAUAAUAUAGACUUGGUGAUAUCACAUGCAGGUACAGGUUCGAUUUUGGACUCUCUGAGAGUUGGGAAAAAACUUAUUGUGGUGGUGAACGAUACGUUGAUGGAUAAUCACCAGCAGUUAAUCGCAGAUAAGUUUGAACAACAGAAACUUUUGUGGUCUGUCCACGCGAACACGGAAGAACUACUUCGGGCAUUGGAUAGAAGUGAAAAUGAGGAAUUGCUAAAGAUUGAUAAUACUUACAAUAAACAAUUCGAAAAGCUAUUAUAUAACGUCGCGAUAGAUUGA